CGUCUUCGCAGAGAUGAGAACCUUCCGGCGAGCAGUGCCUGCUACACGACGUCAAAGCGCACAGCCAAGUUGCGGACCAGGUUCGGAACGGACAUCAGAAAGCGGGUGUGAACCUCCGAAAGCGACCUGGCUGCUAAGCAGGAGUUCGGUUCUCGAGCCGUUUUCCAUGGGAGUCCCGGAGCCACCAGACGUCCUCCUAUCGCCAGCUGUAGCAUGUGUGCGUGGAGUUCGAUCCUCGAGCCGGUCUCCCGUGGCAGUCCCGGCGCCACCCGACAGACCAUUGAGUUAUGGCAGUAAAGACACCAGUGUUAAACUUGCACAUGAUGCCUGCAUGGACGACAGCCUUAUUGGAUCUGGCUACUACUGGAACAAUCAGAACACUAAAUAA
Dermacentor silvarum is the source of this 388-nucleotide messenger RNA. RefSeq lists its product as uncharacterized. The coding region runs from base 14 to 388 and encodes 124 amino acids. The transcript is spliced from 4 exons. The record is from RefSeq and is a predicted model, not a curated record. Lineage: Eukaryota; Metazoa; Arthropoda; Arachnida; Ixodida; Ixodidae.